GCGUGUUGUCCCGGUUUAACCGAACAGUCGAUCCCCGGUGAGCAGCGGAGCGCGGCUAGUCUCUCAGAGCGCUGCCUCCCCGGACACAGCCAGGAGCGGAUGAGGAGCAGGAGGAGGAGACGGCAGCUUCUUCUCUUCAUCAGUAUAAUACCAUUCUCCUUUAUCCCCUCUCCUGUUCGCCGGGACAUCUCGUCGAGAAUCGGUCGCUGGGGCUCGCGAGUCGUUAUAUAAGGCGAGUAACGGACCGGGAUGAGCGCGUACGUUCCGGCGUAGCGGCACAAUAUCAGCCGCAUGUGUUUGGCUGGACUCGGCGCUAGAAAAGCGACAGAAACCCCCCGAGCUGCGGUUGAAUUGCUCUGACGUGUGCGUGCGUAUGUGUUUUUUUUAGCUGAAUUCAUUCAAACAGCGAACAGCUAGCUUUGCGCAGCGCAGCGGCGUGUCUCACUAUUGUGUGCGUUUGAUUUGAACCUAGCUAGGCGGCUAACGGGGACGCGCCGCCGCUGAUGAUGAACGUAGCGGAAUGAUGGUGAUGACGAAGAAGAAGCCCUCACCGCUCAGGCGCUAAUGGCUCAGAAUAACGGUCUCUUCCCUGUUUAGAUUCUAAUUCAUCAUCGGAUCCAGCUACAGAUCCAGCGUGUGCUCGGACCCGGUGGGCCCUGCCGCCGUCAUUCAUAAAACGGUCCUCAACGCGAAGAAUGGGCCCAUCUUUUAAUUUGGACAACAAAGAAUUCGGCGCCCGGACAGUGUAAGCUGCUUAGAGAAGCUCGUUUUAGCGUUUUGAGGCGAGCUAGCUUGCUGCCGGGGGGAUUAGAGUGGACUGCACUGCCCUCUGUCCCUCAACUGGACUAUUUUUUUUUAAUACCCCACGUUCCUGUUGUUGUGUGCACCACGCCACGAUGAGCCCUCACACCGGGGACGCCGGCUCGGAAGUGGAGCCCAUGCCGGGUUACUUGGACCUCAUCGCCAGAGCCUCCUCCACCAUGCUGGGCGCAUGGAGGGACUGUAGCUCCUGCGGUCUGGAGCUCUCCAAACGGACUCUCCUGGAUAACGCGUACAUUACCUGGAGCGAAAUCGCCCUGUUCUUCUUUUGCGCCUUUUUGUGGACGCAGGUCAGGUGGGGACUGACAGAAAGUCUGUUAAAGCCUUUAGCACAGUGGUGCAGGCUGCUGCCCAAAGAUGCUGCCAAGAUGCCGGAGAGCGCGUGGAAGCUGGUCUUCUACACCAUGUCGUGGUCCUACAGCACCUACCUGCUCUUCUUCAGCUCCUACUCCUUUUUCCACGACCCGCCCUCUGUCUUCUACAAUUGGAAGAGCGGUAUGUCAGUGCCUACAGAUAUCGCCAUCGCCUACCUGAUCCAGGGCAGCUUCUACGGCCACUCCAUCUACGCCACAGUCUACAUGGAUGCGUGGAGAAAGGACUCUGCCGUCAUGGUGGUGCACCACAUCAUCACACUGGCACUUAUCUGCUUCUCCUACGCCUUCAGAUAUCACAACGUGGGGAUCCUGGUGUUGUUUCUCCACGACAUCAAUGACAUCCAGCUGGAGUUCACCAAGCUCAACAUCUACCUGAAGACCAGAGGUGGAGUCUAUCACCUGCUCAACGACAUCCUGUCCAACAUGGGCUCUGUCAGCUUCAGCAUCACUUGGUUCUGGUUCCGUCUCUACUGGUUCCCUCUCAAAGUGCUGUAUGCCACGUGUGUGUCCAGCCUCCAGUCUGUGCCCAACAUCCCCUUCUACUUCUUCUUCAACACUCUUCUCCUUGCCCUGCUGCUCAUGAACAUCUACUGGUUCUUGUUCAUUGUUGUGUUCGUGGUGAAGGUGUUAAAGGUGAAGGAGGUAAAUGAUGUCAGGGAGUAUGAGGACGAGGACGGCAGCAAGGCGGCGGCAGGUCGUCAACGAGACCCUCAGGCGGCAAACAAAGAUGAUGAUGAUGCUGGACAUCACAACUCUGCCCAGGGGAAGCACGUGCAGAACGGGGUCACCAAAGAGAAGCAUCUAUAAUGGGUUCUCUGUCGCCACCACCUGGAACUAGGCUACAAGUACAACCAAGACGCUCUCUGUGGGACGGCUCCUUCUCAAAUCGCAGCUCCUGAAGGGAAGAGUGCUUCAAAACAGAAAAGGAAGGAGAAGUCAGGGCACAUUGAGUUUUUUAAAUUUCUCUUUAUUGGGUUUAGAACAUUUGACUUCAUCACUGUUUAGUUUUUUUUUGUAUUAGAGCACUAUGAAUGUUAUUUCAGGUGACUUUACGUGUUAUUCUUGCUAACUUAACAUUCACUAGAUUCAGUAGAAACAAACCAGUGGGCUGGGCUGUGAUCGUAGAACAGUGUCAUAUUAACUGUUAUUAUCAUGAUCAGCACAGCAGCACAAAGACCAGGUAAAGGAUUAGUCCUGUUGUGGGUCUGUAGACCUGUAGUCACCUUUAGUAGCCCCACAGAUAAGAGACACGCUGACUGUCGGGGUCAGACGUGUUUGCCGUCACUUCCUUUCCUCCUCCUCCCUCUUCUGACUCCGUCCUCCCUCUUUCUCUCUCCGAUGGAGAACAGGCUAAAAGAAUCCAACCAGAGGGAAACAUCCCCUUCUCACGGGAACUGUCUUUAUGUCGGCUGUGAUGCUGGAGAGCUUGUCCAGGUGCUGUUACACCACAUGUAUUGAUUUCUCAUAUCAUUGCACAAAUCAGUGGUGGCGACUGCACAGCUCUGCUCCCCCUCCCUGCAUCCAUUAGUGUGAAUGGAAAAGCCACAUUGAUGUGUGUGGGUAAGCGUGUCGCGUGUGGGUGUGUUCCAGGAUGCGGAGGAGCAGCCGAGUCUUUUAAACUCACAACAUUUCACCUCUCAGUUUGUCUCGUGUACUGAUGAUCAACAGGUGAUGGGAAUAUUCACUCGUUCAUUCCCGUACAGAAAAAAAAAACCUUGUAUUAUUGUUUGUGUUUCCUCGUGUGUGUCCCAGCGUAUAUCUGCUGCUGCACUGACAUGAAGGCAUUCAAGCUGAACGUUGCUUUAAUGACAGCCAAUAGCUGGAAUUGAUAGAUUGGGUUUUAAGUGUCACCCUCAUGGUUUUAAUUUGUGGAAUUGAAUCACGUUAAUAACCGGUUCACAUCGAUUGGGGGUCUGAGGAAAUAGGGAACAAACAGCCCAGGACUUGUUUUUAAGAUAAAAUUAUGAAAUAAAACAUCAUGUAUGCACACAUUAUGGUAUUUAGGAAUGCAUGAUAUCGGAAUGAUUUAAAAAAAAAAAAAAAAUGCUAUGAAAUUGUCUUACAAACAUUGAAGAAAAAAAAUCAUCUAACUGUGUAAUCACAUGUCUUUAUAAAUGUCUAAAAUUCUUCCUGAACGGUGAGCAGCCGUGACCACUGAACACACGUGACGUCGGCAGACACAGAAACCUUCGUCUGGCAUUGAAAUGUGAAUCUUUUAGCCGAGUCCUGCACGUGGGAGGAUGUUUGAUGCCUACGAACACGUUCAAUUAAAGUGAAAGGGAACGAUUUCAUUUUGACCAUCGUCUGUGGAUCCCGCUGCUUUACUCUACGUGUGUUUAGUGGGAGCAGCUGCUGCACCUGUAGAAAAUAAGGGAUAUUUCUACUCUUCCUACCUUCUCGAUCAAAUUCAAGCUUUUGUUUGGAUGAACAGCUGCUUGUGCUGCUGGAUCAGGCCGCAGAUGUCGUCUGUCUGAGCGUUUGUCUUUUUUUUUUUUUGGUUUAUCUGUUUGUCUUCCACGAUUCUCACCUCAGCUAUUUGAGGUGUUGAAACAAACGUUUUUCAGCAAUCACUAUUUUUGUUAUUAUUAUUUUUGUCGCUGUAGUUCAGGUUAUAAUUGUUGAUUUCUUUUGGAAUUGCUGCUGUUUUAAUUUUAUUCUCUGAGAGCACUGUUUGUAUUCCAGUUGUUGUUUUUCUGCUGUGUCAGUGACGUUCUGCUCAGAUCAGAUCAUUUCCAGGGACCAGGGAGACGUAGGGAGACACAACAAACAUCUGGAUUUAGUUCCAUAAUCUCGUCUUUUUUAAUCGAAAUGCUGGCUCCCACUCAUUUUACUGUAGUCAUUGCACACGUGUACUGUAAGCGACAUGCUUUAUCAGACAUGUCACUGUGUGUGUAAUAUAUCAGGCACUCAGUGUCAGACUGGUUUUUACCGGCGUGGUGUUCUGGCAGGAAGUGACCCCCGGUGUCCUGCCCGCUCGACUGUGAGACUAGAUUAUCAUAGUUUGUUGAUUUAUUGUUUUGGUUAUUAUGUGAUAACAGACGAGGGACGGGUGGGAUGACGCCCACAGAGUCCUGUGAUCUGGAUUAGGUGCAUCUGGUAUGGUACUAAGUGCAGAAGGUGCCUCUUCAGUUUCUCCACCGCUCUCCAGUUGUGUCAAACAGUGCUGUAACGAUGAGAGGUGGGAGAUAUGAAGAUGUACGUAAUCACGAUUUCAAUCUGGGAUUUAGUUUUUUCCUUAAUAUCAUGCUAACUGUACUUUAAACAUCGCUGGGUGUAUUCAGAACAAUAUUUUUAAUCUAUUAGAUGUUUUCUGGCUUUCUCAGUUUUUACAAAUUAUACUGAUAACUGAUUUUCUUACUUUAACCAUGAAGAAUUUAUUUGUCCAUUUAUAAACUUUCAAACCUCGUAUUACCACACAUUGUCAGCACUGAGGAGCAAUGCUUCCCAAACUAGGGGUUGGGAGACACAGAAUGAGGGUCACAAGAGGAUUUCUAGAUUAUGUGGCAUCAUUGUUUUGGGGGUCAGAGGCUGUUGAACCUCUCUGUUGAUGUGAGUCCUGAACGAUGCAAAUGAGUCUAAUAGUCUGAGCUCCGGCUCAGAGUGUUUUAAUUCAACCUCAUUCUUCCGCACGAGAUGAUUUUCUCACACACCUGUGUAAGAGCUGUGAUAUCACCCUGUGUAUAAAUGUCAGCACAUGAAAUCAUGUAUAUUAUGAGGAUUUUGUCCCCCCCCCCCCCCGACUGCUACUCCCGCAACUGCUGAAACUGUCCAAAACUGAAUGAAGAUUGAGAGAAAGUCACUUUAUUUUUCAUUCUGAUCUGAUUUGGCUGAUUCUUAUUUAAAUGUUUGAUACAACAUUGGCUCACACUUCACUAACACAGCUCAUGUUUGGUUUACGUUGUUGGACACAUGUCGCCUGUGAAGCUCAGUUCUGUCAGACAGCUCACGGGGGACGGAUUUAUUCCGUGUGUGGAGUUCAGAGUUGAUAAUUAGUAAAUGUGUUGGCAAACAGAUCAGUAAAAUACCAGCAACUAGAAUGAUAAUCAGUAUCAUCAGGUGUCCCUCCACCAAAGUCUAACAGUCCUCUUAAAUUAAAUCAACCAAGUACUCACACUCAUGGAGACAAUUCCCGAAAGGCAUUUUGUUUUCAGGUCGUGACAAUGUACAUAUGUGAGCACGAUAUGUCAAGUAAGCCUUGGAGGAAUCAAAGAUGAACUGAUUCGACUUGAGUGAUCAAAGAUAUUAUGUGAGUCUUUAAAAAACUGUGUAGACAAACUGCACUGGUUGGAGGACUGUAAAUUUAGUUCAAUCAAGAUCGAUGCAUUAUUUCCAGGGAAAUUGGUGAAAACAUAAAAAAUGUAAUAAAUAACUGCCCUAUCCAUCCCUCAGCGGGAUCCGCUCCAAAAUUGAAUGGCUUCUCUCUUGGCCAAUGUCCCAUCACUCCCAGAAAUCUGCUCAGUAGUUAUUGAAGAAUCCUGCUGACAAGCAAACCGAGAAGUGUGAAAACAACCUGCUUAGGUACCGACAGGAAGUCUGCAGCACAUUUGAGAUGCAGCUGGAGUUGGAUGGUAGUAAACAUGAGUUGUCUGAACUGACUCACAGGCGUCAUGUCAUUAUGACACAAAGCGUCUGCAUGAUUGCGUCGAUUGUGCCAAAUCGUCCCCCUAAAUAACGAGGUGUUUGUGGGAGCUGGUGAAAAGCUUGUAGAGAGCGGCGGUCUAUAGAAAAGCCCUACAGGUGUUUCUUAUAAAUUGCACUGUAAUUUAUUAGUAUUGUUUUUAUUGUUCAUUAGUAGAUCUAAAUUAGAAAUAAGGGAGAAUUUGGGAUUUUUUUAACGACUUUCUGGUUUAAAUCAUAAUUUAAAUCUCUUCAAUCAAAAGUGUAUUUGAACGAUAGAUUUCAACAAAAGUGUAAACUCUAUAAAUUGCCCCGUUUGUUUGUUUUUGUUCUGUUCUAUAAAUCGGAUCACUUUCUAAAAUCUGACAACUUGAGACUUGCUCUUUUGUAAUAGUUUUAAUACCAUUCAAGAAAUGUUUUACUUUUUCCUCUCCCAUAAAAUAAAACUUGUCAUUAAAACAAG
Messenger RNA from Paralichthys olivaceus (Japanese flounder), 6273 nucleotides. It is a transcript of the gene cers1, whose product is annotated as ceramide synthase 1. Lineage: Eukaryota; Metazoa; Chordata; Actinopteri; Pleuronectiformes; Paralichthyidae. The record is from RefSeq and is a predicted model, not a curated record. Gene Ontology annotation, cellular component: membrane. Gene Ontology annotation, molecular function: sphingosine N-acyltransferase activity. Gene Ontology annotation, biological process: ceramide biosynthetic process.